CUUUAAAAACUUAAGAAAUGGAUUUUAAUAUCCUAAUUUUAAAUAAAUAAUAUAUAAGAAUAAAAUAGAAUUAAUGGAAGAGACAUUAGCGGAUACUUCAAACUUGAAUAAACAUAAUGAACGAAUGCUUCGUUCUCGAUAUUUAAGAUCAAAUCUAUCAUUGGAUGCACGUAAUAAACCACGUGUUUUAUUACGUAUUAUUCGUAGAUCUUAUAAUAGUCUUCAUCUUAUGAUUAAAAUGGAGGUAAAUGAAUUACGUAAACGUUUAAGACAAAAAGAGAGGAUUGAAAGGCCAUUUGGAGGGUUAUUAUCAGCUGAAGAAGCAGAUACGUCUAAAACAAUACCAAAUAAUGAAGAUCGAGAGGUUUUUAUGGAGGCGAGUCGUAAGGCAGAGGCACGUCGAGCUAGAGAACGUCGUGCCAUGGGCGAUACAAAUUCAUCAGAAGGAAUUAUACAGUCAAUUCAAUUUGGUAAUUUUGAAAUAGAUGCAUGGUAUGCUUCACCAUAUCCAGAGGAAUAUAGUCAUAAUAAAAUCCUUUAUAUUUGUGAGUUUUGUCUUAAAUAUAUGAAUAGUGAAUAUGUAUCUUGGAGGCAUCGAUUAAAAUGUCCAAUGAAAUGUCCGCCUGGGGAUGAAAUAUAUAGGGACGGGACUCUUUCAGUAUUUGAAGUGGAUGGACGAAAAAGCACUAUAUAUUGUCAGAAUUUAUGUUUGCUGUCAAAGAUGUUCUUACAGUCUAAAACGUUGUAUUAUGACAUCGAACCAUUUUUAUUUUAUAUUGUUACAGAAUAUGAUGAUAUUGGGUGUCAUUUUGUAGGAUAUUUUUCAAAAGAAAAAAGAUCGAAUAGUGAUUAUAAUGUUUCAUGUAUUUUGACGCUUCCUAUUUAUCAAAGGAAAGGAUAUGGGAAUUUUUUAAUUGAAUUUAGCUAUCUUUUAAGUAAACGAGAGGGUAAGAUAGGGACACCAGAAAAGCCAUUAUCAUAUUUGGGAUUAGUAUCAUAUCGAAAUUAUUGGAAAAUUAAAAUGUGUUAUGAAUUGUGUAAUCUAAAGAAGCCAACAAGUAUACAAGAAAUUUCUAAAAGAACUUCAAUGACGCCAGAUGAUAUAAUAUCAGCGUUAGAACGAUUGGAUGCUUUAGUACAUGAUCCGAUUUCGAAGAUAUUUGCAAUUAAAGUAGAUCAAAAUAAACUUCAAGAUAUAUGUAAUAAAUGGGUUCAAAAAGGAUAUCAGCCUGUCAAGCCAGAUUGUUUAAAAUGGGUUCCAUUUCUUCAAGGUAAUUUAUCGGAUCUAAAAGAAUCAAUUAAUAUAUCAUCAUUACCACCAACGCAUCAAAAAUUUGAUGUUAAUAUGAAUAAUGAUUCUGAAGGAAUGGAAAAAAACAUGACUUGCCAAUCAAAUGGUGUUUUUGGAGAAAUAAAAAAUAAAAUGGAAUGCUCCACGUUGUUUCACGAGUCUUCAUCUGUUGGUAAUACUGAUUUAUCUUUUUCAAUGAAUAAUAUUCCCAUUAAAACUAAAAACAUUUCUAAAGAUGCAUUGGAUAUGUUCAUUCCUGAUUCUCGUUUUCUACCGGUUACUUCGAUUUUUCAUCAAAAAAGUGCAUGUAAACGGGGAAGACCUCUUGGAAAAACUAAUCGAAAAUUGAAUAUUCUUUCAUCAACACUUACGGCUUCAAAAGAAUCUUCUCUUGAAUUUCGUGAUAAAAUUCAAAAAUCUUAUGAUGGAUUGGAUUUAUAUAAUGCUUUAGACAAUUCAAAUUUGCCCGAUUAAUUUUUCGAAGACUUUUUUAAAGAAUAAUCUUAUAACUUAUAGAAUUAUUGAAAAAAAAAGAAUUCUAGACUUAAUUCUUAAUAUUCUUUUUUAUUUCGGUUUGUGUCUUCUUCCUUUUCAAUAAUUUUUUAUCUUCAUAUGCUUUUUUAAGAUAUUCUUGAAUCUUAUACAACUGAGCAUUAAUAUUUGCAUUUCGAAAUGUUAAUUGCGUUUCAAGCGAUUCAUUUACAUUAUUUUCAGCUGGAUUAUCAAUAUUAAUUCUUCUAGACGUUUGUAAAUAUUCUGAAAGAAAUGUAAUCGAAUUUGAAAUAUUUAAACGUGCAAAAGAAAUAACAUUAAGUGUUGGUGAAACUGAAAAAGAUUCAAGUAACAUCAAAAUA
This is a messenger RNA of Pneumocystis murina B123, 2145 nucleotides long. RefSeq lists its product as hypothetical. Gene Ontology annotation, molecular function: histone acetyltransferase activity. The transcript is spliced from 6 exons. Gene Ontology annotation, biological process: regulation of DNA-templated transcription. The record is from RefSeq and is a predicted model, not a curated record. Bases 74 to 1765 code for a protein of 563 amino acids. NCBI's taxonomy places the organism in Eukaryota, Fungi, Ascomycota, Pneumocystomycetes, Pneumocystales, Pneumocystaceae.